UGGCUGGCAAAGAGCGGGGCCAAAUAAGUUUGUUGAUCGAAUACAUGAGUGAUGUGGGCACAGCAGAGGGGAGAUGGGGUGGGAAGGCCUUGGUGGUGAUGAUGGGUGCUGGGGUGGGGAUGGACGGGAGCGGGGCUGGCGUCCUCCUUCUGGCUGCAUCGGCUUUACUCGUCGAGCCUCCACAGGGCCAGAGCAGCUCAGGCACCCCCCAGCAGCCUCCAGGGGCCCCACUCUGCCUCCUCAGCCUUUGACACCCCGAGCUCCUCUGGAUGCAGGCCAAGGACCCUUGUCCAGGUUUCAGGGGGUGUGCUGGGGCUGCCAGGCCCAGCAUGCAGGCCUCCACCUCCUCAUCCACCCUCUCCUGAGCCUCAGUUUAUCCUACAGAAAGCAGCAGGUUGGCUGGGGAGGCGCUGUCUCCAGGGCCCCUUCAUUCUGAUGUCUGUGAGCAGCAGAGGACCGACCGAAGAUCACUAUCUUUCAGAGAAAGUGAAACCUGGUCCCCAACCGUCACCGCGGCAACUCCCCCUCUCUGGCUUCCCCUCUGAGCUCACAGCUUCCCCAUCUCCUCUGCCUCCCACCCCGCCCCCCGACAGCUAGUACGUGGAAUCAGACUUUCAUCUUUGCUUUUUCCUUCAAAGGCUCCUGCCUUUUAUGUCCAUGACGGCAGCAGCCCUGUGAGGUGUCCGAGAAACGCUUUUCAAAUCCUCAUUUUACAGGUGGGGGCCUCUGAAGUCCAGAGAGGUUAAGCGACUUGCUUUGGGUCACACAGCAUGUCAGUGGGCUUGACCCCUGGUCUCCUGUUUCUCUUGCCCCAAGUGCUUGGUUCUCCUUAGAGGAUCCUGUCUGUAGAGAGAGGGCCUGGCUGUGGGCGAUGGGCCUGGGAUGGAGAAGGCUGGUUGUGUGAAGGCUGCCUCAUGAGGAAAAAAGAUGGCUGGGAGCCCUGAUGGGGGAUGCAGGUCCUGGGGCCAGACCACAAUCUCGGGGCUGCCAGCCUGGGUCUGGCUCUGUGCCCAGAGCCCGGUGGUUUCCGCUCACAGAUGUCCCAACAGCCCUGGCGAGAGGGCGGGAAGGGCACUCAAGAAGGAAGAUGUCUCGCUCCCUCAGCCCCAAACCACAGUGGCCUGUGAGGCCAAUGACUCCUGGGCCAGGCCGGGGCAGCAGGACCUCUGGGGGCCCAGCUGGUGGGCUCUCCCCUCCAUCCCUGCACAGCCCCCUGCAGCAGGCACGGACCCCUUGCUCCCUGCUCGCCCAGGAAGGCUGAGGCUGCGGUUUGCAUCAUCCUUGGGCGUAGGGCUGACCUCGAAGAACGAAUUCGAAGAAAAGAGGAGGAGGAGCAGGCAUGCCACCGCAACCCGCGCCCAUUGGCCGCCUGUGGAAACUUUGGUUUUUGGGGUCAUGUUCCCAGAAGGCCUGCCCUCCCCCCACCCCCUCCCCACCCACCUCACGAGGUGUUGGCCAAUCGCCCUGGCGGGCAUAAAGUGGCUGCCAGCCCGCAGGGCUCCCAGCCGGGAGGUGUCACCCCCAGCAGGCGCGGGCCCGAGCUCGGUCAGCCAGCAUGCGGCCACAGCUUGUGCAGAGGACCCUGCUCAGUCUGGUCCUCGGACUCCUGUUCCUGAGCACGGCAGCCACUGGCAAGUGCUCAGGCAAGUACCAUGAGCUCCUCCAGCAGCUCCAGAAUCAGGCGGACCUCAUGCAGGACACCAGCACACUCCUGGACCCCUACAUCCACUUGCAAGGCCUGGAUCAGGCUGGACUGAAGGAGCACUGCAAGGAGAGCCCCGGGGCCUUUCCCAGCGAAGAUGCCCUGCGGGGGCUCAGCCAGCGGGGCUUCUUGCGGACCCUCAAUGCCACGCUGGGCCACGUCCUGCACAGACUGACUGCUUUACAGCAGGAUCUCACCGUAGCCCGGGAGCAGGGGCGGAACAUUCGCGGCUUCAGAAGUAACAUCCACUGCAUGUCCCAGCUGCUUCGAGGCUCCUCGGAGAUGGAGACAGCUGAGCCCACUCAGCCGGGCCCGGGGGCCACACUGCCACCCACCCCCGUCUCAGACACCUUUCAGCACAAACUGCAAGGCUGCAGGUUCCUGCAUGGCUACCACCGCUUCAUGCACUCGGCGAGGCAGGUCUUCAAGGAGUGGGGGGAUAGCCGGUGCCGGAGUCGGAGCCGGAGACAUAGGCCCCCCCGGGCUCUACAGAGGGGGGCCCGCAGGAUGCGACCCUUCAGGAGGGAUGAGAGACUCAUGCCCAGGGGCCAGCUGCCCCGGUAGCCUCAGGGGCGCCCCUGCCAGGUGAAAGGUCAGCAGGUACUCUGCUGGAUGGUGCUGCCUGGGGUCUCCCAACCUGCUCCUCUCCGUUCCCCACCUCUCAGAAGUGCACUUUAAGGGGUGGGGGCUGGGUAGCCCCUCUACCUCCUUUGGGCUGGGUGGACAGGGUCAGGCUGCUGAGCCUUGUCCAGCCCUGAGUUCCCCAGCCCUGGUGGGGUGGCCAGGUCAGGUCCACACGGGGCCAACUUUCCAUUGAUUCAGGGGUCUGAUGACACAGGCUGACUCAUGGCCAGACUGGCUGCCCCCCCUGCUCUGCUCCCCGGAGGCCGACCGGAUUGUCCCUCUCAUGACUUGUGGGGCUGUUGCCCCCAGACUUCCUCCUUUCCAUAGUGGCUUGGUUCGGAGGGGGAGGUCAGGGCCUGAGCUGGCCUCCUCUGCCUCAUCACUGCUCUCAGCCAGACACCUGGGUGUCUGGGUGACCUCACUUUAGGCAGUUGUGAUGGGAGCAGAGGACACAGAAGGAGCACUGAUCUGGGGGUUCCAAGGAAGGAGGCUCAGACCCCAAUUUGUUGGCCCCUAAAUUGCUGUGUAGCCUCAGUGAGGCCACUUUACCUCUCUGGACCUCAGCUUUCUCUUUGUGAUUCAAGGGGGUUUGGGACAUGUAAAUCCAUCUCUGCCUGUCAAUUGCUGGGAUUCUGUGACAUAGGUUAGAUAUCAAAUUUUCUCCAUACAUGGGGACAUGUGAUAUAAACGGACACUGGGUACAGACUUGAGUUCUUUGCAGGAGACCUCCUAGAGCCUGGAAGUCUGGAUCCUGGGUCCUGGCUGCUCCCCCUGGUGGUGCAUCAUGGUAUUUUCUCAUGCUGAAACCAUUGCCCUCUGGGAGGGGGUCCCAGAAGCUGCUGGGCCAGUUCCUUGGAGGGACAUGACUAAUUUAUAGAUUUUUAUUAGUUUUUAUCUGUUUAUCCUAUUUAUAAGGCUUAUUUAUGAUGUGUAUUUAAUGUUAAUAUUUUGCCAACAUAUAUUUAAAACUU
Molecule: messenger RNA, 3297 nt
Organism: Vicugna pacos (alpaca)
Lineage: Eukaryota; Metazoa; Chordata; Mammalia; Artiodactyla; Camelidae
Gene: OSM
Product: oncostatin M
Biological process (GO): immune response; oncostatin-M-mediated signaling pathway
Cellular component (GO): extracellular region
Molecular function (GO): oncostatin-M receptor binding; cytokine activity
Source: RefSeq, a predicted model, not a curated record